Molecule: messenger RNA, 2674 nt
Organism: Rattus rattus (black rat)
Lineage: Eukaryota; Metazoa; Chordata; Mammalia; Rodentia; Muridae
Gene: Prrt1
Product: proline rich transmembrane protein 1
Exons: 3
Coding region: 604-1782 (392 amino acids)
Cellular component (GO): membrane
Source: RefSeq, a predicted model, not a curated record
AUAUAUCCCACCCCUAUCAACCCCUAUCUAACCCCCACUUGCCCCAGUCCCCUUCUUUGACCCCCUCUGGGUGUAGUGUGUGGCUCAGUUCCAUUCCCCUUCUCUCCGUGCAUACCCCCCACCCCUCCCCUUUCUAUAUUCCAUCCUCCUUCCUUAGGGUCAGUCUGCCUCCGUCCCUUGUCAACAACAUUGGUGGGGGGGGCAGUUUAGAAAAGGAAAGGGUGGCACAGUCAGGUACUGCAGGGACAACAUCCCUGGGGGUGACAGAUGGACAGUCACCGGUUCACUGGCAUGGAGACACCCAGUGGAAAAAUUACGGAGACUUGAUCAGACGGGGUUGUUGGGAAAGUAAUAUCUAGAAGAUUCCUCUUUAUUGAGAUGAGAUUUCCCUAUGUAGCCCAGGCUGGUCUUGAACUUCCUCCUGUUCUUCAUCCUUCUGCCUCUGCUUCACAAAUACUAGGAUUGAAGGCAUGAGCCACCAUGCCUAGCCCCAGGAGCUCUGUUAUGGGCCUUAACCGAGGCCAUGAGAUCCCCAGGUAACUCCGACCUGACGCAAAGCGGAAAUGUUAAACUGAGCGUUCACGACCCCUGUGACACGGCCACAUGUGCUGGGAGAGGAGCAGCUCAGACGGCCCUGGAAGGGGGUUGUGGUUGACAGCAGGGGAACCUGGGAGGAGUUGUGACAGUUGUGACGGCAAAACUAGAACUGGGGCCAGGUGGCCUAGAUACAACCCCUUCCCUGACCCCAAAAUGGGAGAUGUCGUCUCAGCUAUCUCUCCCUCGCUAUUUCUCCAUCUCUUGCUGUCUCAUGUCUCUUACCCUUCUGAUCUCUGCUGUCUUCUCUCUCCCCUUAUCCUCUCCUCGGCUUUUCCAUGGCCAGGCCUUCCAGACUCGGUUCCCCACACUUCACCUCCGCCCUACAAUGCCCCCCAACCUCCAGCCGAGCCCCCCAUCCCUCCCCCACAAACGGCUCCAUCCUCUCAUCAUCAUCACCACCACCACUACCACCAAUCUGGCACCGCCACCCUCCCGCGCUUAGGAGCAGGUGGCCUGGCCUCUGCUGCGGCUGGCGCUCAACGUGGUCCUUCGUCCUCUGCCACGCUACCGCGGCCCCCCCACCAUGCCCCUCCCGGUCCCGCCGCUGGGGCUCCCCCACCCGGCUGUGCUACCCUACCCCGCAUGCCACCCGACCCUUAUCUGCAGGAGACUCGCUUCGAGGGUCCACUUCCCCCACCACCGCCUGCGGCCGCCGCCCCACCCCCACCAGCGCCUGCCCCGACGGCCCAAGCCCCAGGCUUCGUGGUGCCCACGCACGCGGGGGCGGUGGGUACGUUGCCGCUGGGGGGCUACGUGGCUCCGGGCUACCCGCUGCAGCUGCAGCCGUGCACCGCUUAUGUCCCGGUGUAUCCGGUGGGCACGCCCUACGCAGGCGGGACCCCCGGGGGUCCAGGAGUGACCUCCACUCUGCCCCCGCCGCCCCAGGGCCCAGGGUUGGCUCUGUUGGAGCCCAGGCGCCCGCCGCAUGACUACAUGCCCAUCGCUGUGCUGACCACCAUCUGCUGCUUCUGGCCCACAGGCAUCAUCGCCAUCUUCAAGGCCGUGCAGGUGCGCACGGCCUUGGCCCGCGGAGACUUGGUGUCCGCCGAGAUCGCUUCCCGCGAGGCCCGGAAUUUCUCCUUCAUCUCCCUGGCCGUGGGCAUCGCAGCUAUGGUGCUUUGUACCAUCCUCACUGUAGUCAUCAUCAUUGCCGCCCAGCAUCACGAAAACUACUGGGAUCCCUAAAAACGUCCCCGUCUCGGCCCCGCUCCGUGCCCCCUCCCAACCUCCCAGGCGCGUGGCGCAGUCCUGCCGCCUACCCAGAGCGCGCCCUGAACAUCCUCCUGAGGCGCCGCUGGACUUCCAGACAUCAUAAACUCCGCCCCCACGGAACCUCUGGCCCAGAGAGUACGCUCAGUUCCUCAGGAACCCCUCUAGCACCCACAUCCUCAGCGGCACUGGAAUCCGCGCCAAACCCCGACCCUCCAGUCGCCCCAAUUCCCCACCCCAUCAAAGUGCAGUGCCAGCCAGGGGCGGACCUCUCCUGCUCUCCGCUCCCCAGUAGGGAGUCAGGUCCCAGAAGCUCCGCCUCAUCUAUAAGCUCCGCCCCACAUCCCACAAACCCCGCCUCCAGGUCGGCAGGCUCCGCCUUCUUUUCUUCUUUGGGGUUUUUCAGUCUGGUGAUUGGGUCUGUGAAUCCAGGCCCCCAGCCCACAAUACAGACGGACUCGUCCCCCUACCUCCCUAAAAGGACUCAGCCCUGGGAGAAGUACACCCCCACUCUAGCUCGGAUUUUUGCCAGUGCGGAUUUUUCUCCCCGCCCCCAACCCCCAUCUCUGCCUAUUUUCUUGCUAAUUACAGAACUUCCCGUUUUGCGGCUUUUGGAGUGAGAUGAGGCAAGUUCCAGGUUUAGUACCCCUCACUCUGGAAAGAGAACCAAGUCCCUAUAAUGUAAAUACCCUUUCUACAUGUGCCAACCCCUGGGCAGCGGGGGCAGAAGAGAAUCCAGGGUUAAAGGGAGGGAGUCGACGCUUCCCCGCUCCCCUCUGCCCUAGACUUGUUUUGAUCUGUGUGUGCCAGUGUGUGUGAACUUCUGAAAGACAGUAUUAAAGACAUUUUAGUGGAUUUAUCACCCGCA